This is a messenger RNA of Fraxinus pennsylvanica, 1833 nucleotides long. NCBI's taxonomy places the organism in Eukaryota, Viridiplantae, Streptophyta, Magnoliopsida, Lamiales, Oleaceae. The record is from the annotation of a GenBank genome assembly.
AUGGGUGAAGGAGAGGUGUCUGAGAAGCCCGAGGCAGCAAAUGUGAAUGAUGUGGGGGUGGAAAAGAGUGAGGCUGUGACGGAGAAGAAUGAGCAGAAAAAUGGAGGGACUGAACUAGUUGAAGAUAAAAAGGAUGAUGGGAAAUUUGAGGUGCAGAAAAUGGGUGCAGACAAAAAAGAGGUCAAAGGAAGCAAGGGAACUGAAGAAAAAGAUGUGGAGGAGGAAAAUUUAGCAGGUGGAAGCAAAGAAGGAAAUGAAGAUACAGGAGAGGAAGAGCAUGGAGCCACAGAAGAUACAGGGAAGGAAGCAACCAAGAUCGAGGCAAAAGAGGAAGAAAAACUGGAAGAAUAUAAAGAGAAAAGAGGCUCGAAGAAGCGUCCGAGAACUAAAAGUAGUGCUGCGAAAAAAGAGAAAAAUAAGACAAAUGAAGCUGAAGAGAAGAAAGAAAAGGAUCUGAAAACCCCAACUCUGGAAAAACGAAAAGAGCGGAAAACCCUUAUAGAGACAAAAGAGCCGAUAAGCCCUACAGCUUUUGCAAUUCAACGUCCUGUACGUGAACGGAAAUCUGUAGAAAGGUUGGUCUCCAUUGUUGAGAAAGAUAGUGCUAAGGAAUUCCGAAUUGAAAAGGGUCGUGGAACUGCACUGAAAGAUAUUCCUAAUGUGGCAUACAAGUUGUCAAGAAGGAAGAGCGAUGACACCUCCAAGUUGCUGCAUACAAUUCUUUUUGGAAGGAGGGGAAAAGCAGCUGAUGUCAAGAACAAUAUAUCUAGAUUUUCUGGAUUUGUGUGGCAUGAUGAUGAGGAAAAGCAAAUGAGGAAACUAAAAGAAAAACUUGACAAGUGCGUCAAAGAAAAACUGGUGGAAGUCUGUGACGUUCUCGAUAUAUCAAUUUCCAAGUCUACUACAAAGAAGGAAGACAUAAUCACAAAGUUGAUAGAUUUUUUGAUGGAUCCUCGUGCAACAACCACUGAAUUGCUUACUGAAAAAGAACAGUCGGUCAAGGACAAAAAGCGGAAGAGGGUCAGCAAAAGCACUGUAUCAGCAUCUGGGAACGCAUCUUCAAAAGGCUCUGCCAAGACUCAAAAGAGAACUGAUAGUGCAUCUGAAAAGGGUGGGGAGAAAAAGAGCAUGCCUGAAUCUGAUGACGAAACAGAAGAAGAGAAAGAUGAAACACAUGAAGAGGAAACCAUUAAUGGCGUUCCCAAAAGAUCAGAAAAUGAGUUGUCUGAUCAAGGUGAAAGUGAGAAGGAAAGUGCAUCUGAAGACGAGUCCGAUGAUGACGAAGGAAAUUUAAAGCGAGGUAAAACAAAGUCUCCAGCGAAGAAGGGAUUUGGUAAAAAAGCCAAAACUAAGAAAGUUGCGAUAUCUAAGAAGGCUACUCUGCCUAAAAAAGCACCUGCAAAAUCACCAUCAAGUCGCUCAAAACCCGAUAAUGAUACAAGUGCAAAGAAGUCUUCGGGUAAGAAAAAAAAUGAAGCAGUUAAGAAGAAGUCAUCAACUCUAAAGAAUUCUGCGUCAAAAGAGACGACUGGGAAGCAGGUUGCGAAGGGUAAAGCCAAGUCCAAGGAGGACAAAGUAAAGCCAAGUGACGAUGAACUUAAAAAUUCAAUAUGUGAGAUUCUCAAAGAGGUGGACUUCAAUACGGCCACCUUCACUGAUAUUCUAAAGCAACUAGCAAAGCGAUUCGAUGUGGACCUGACGCCAAGAAAAUCAAUAAUAAAGCUCAUGAUUCAGGAUGAGCUAACAAAACUAGCCGAAGAACAAGAUGAAGAGGAUGAAGGUGAUAACAAGAAGAACGUUGAACAAUCUUCUAGCCGAGGUGUACGUGCCUGA